Molecule: messenger RNA, 858 nt
Organism: Aspergillus campestris IBT 28561
Lineage: Eukaryota; Fungi; Ascomycota; Eurotiomycetes; Eurotiales; Aspergillaceae
Gene: ipp1
Product: inorganic diphosphatase IPP1
Exons: 4
Coding region: 1-858 (285 amino acids)
Biological process (GO): phosphate-containing compound metabolic process
Cellular component (GO): nucleus; cytoplasm
Molecular function (GO): inorganic diphosphate phosphatase activity; magnesium ion binding
Source: RefSeq, a predicted model, not a curated record
AUGUCCGCCUACCAGAUCCGCAAGGUCGGCCAGCCUUACACCCUGGAGCACCGUGUCUACAUUGAGCAGGAUGGCAAGCCUAUCUCGCCCUUCCACGAUAUCCCCCUCUACGCCAACGAGGAGAAGACCAUCCUGAACAUGGUCGUUGAGAUUCCCCGUUGGACCAACGCCAAGCAGGAGAUCUCCAAGGAGGAGUACCUGAACCCCAUUAAGCAGGACGUCAAGAAGGGCAAGCUGCGCUUUGUCCGCAACUGCUUCCCCCACAAGGGUUACCUCUGGAACUACGGUGCCUUCCCCCGCACCUGGGAGGACCCCAACGUCGUUCACCCCGAGACCAAGGCCAAGGGUGACAACGACCCGCUCGACGUCUGCGAGAUCGGUGAGCUUGUCGGCUACCCCGGUCAGGUCAAGCAGGUCCGCGUCCUCGGUGUCAUGGCCCUGCUGGACGAGGAGGAGACCGACUGGAAGAUCAUCGUCGUCGACGUCAACGACCCCCUGGCCGCUAAGCUGCACGACGUUGAGGACAUCGAGCGUCACCUUCCCGGUCUGCUGCGCGCCACCAACGAGUGGUUCCGCAUCUACAAAAUCCCCGACGGAAAGCCCGAGAACCAGUUUGCCUUCUCCGGCGAGUGCAAGAACAAGAAGUACGCCGAGGACGUCAUCCACGAGUGCUCCGACGCCUGGGAGAAGCUCAUGAGCGGUGCCUCGCCCAAGGGUGAUAUCAACAUUGCCAGCGCUGCCAACGGCACCGCCGACCCCGCCGAGGUGGCCAAGAUUCCCGCCGGCCAGGACUUGCCCCCGGCUCCCGUCGACGGCACCGUCGACAAGUGGUUCUUCAUCUCCGGUGCUGCCGUCUAA